Messenger RNA from Onychomys torridus (southern grasshopper mouse), 4026 nucleotides. It is a transcript of the gene Epb41l2, whose product is annotated as erythrocyte membrane protein band 4.1 like 2. The coding region runs from base 151 to 2628 and encodes 825 amino acids. Gene Ontology annotation, cellular component: cytoskeleton; plasma membrane. The transcript has 13 exons. The record is from RefSeq and is a predicted model, not a curated record. Gene Ontology annotation, biological process: cortical actin cytoskeleton organization. NCBI's taxonomy places the organism in Eukaryota, Metazoa, Chordata, Mammalia, Rodentia, Cricetidae. Gene Ontology annotation, molecular function: actin binding; structural molecule activity.
CGGCCCCAGCCAGGGAAUUUCAAUUUGAAACCUUAGGCGGAGGGUGGCGGCGGCAGGGCGCGGAGGGCCGGCGGCCGGGGCUGAAGCGGGACGUGUCCCCGGGGGCGAGCAAGCUCGAGAAGGGGGCGGUGUCCGGUGUAAGUUGUAACCAUGACUACUGAAGUUGGCUCUGCAUCUGAAGUGAAGAAGGGCUCUGACCAGGCAGGAGCCGAUGCACCUAAGGAGAAAGCUAAAGAAGUCACAGAAAAUGAGCAGAAUCAGUUAUCUGAGCCAGAGGAGGAAAAAGGUUCCCAGCCAGGCCCCGCAGUUGAAAGCCAAAGUAGUCUCCGCCGGCGGAAAAGAGAGAAGGAGCCAUCUGAGAGCAGGGGCAUUUCUCGAUUCAUACCCCCAUGGCUUAAGAAGCAGAAGUCGUAUAACUUAGUGGUAGCCAAAGAUGGAGGAGAUAAAAAAGAGCCUACUCAAGCUGAUGUGGAAGAACAGACCUUGGAUAAAGAGGACUCCCUUCCUGAAGAAGAGAGCCGGGCCAAGGGCGACGCAGAAGAAAUGGCUCAGAGGAAACACCUCGAGGUUAAGGUGGAGGUCAAGGAAGAAAAGCCUUCCUUGAAAAGCAGUGCUGAGACCCAGCCUGCUGAAGAAGUGCAGAAGGACAGAGAAGAGGAAAAGAUCAAGGAGACGCAGGAAGACAAACUGGAAGGAGAGGCAGCAAAGAGGGAGACCAAGGAAGUGCAGACCAGUGAGCUGAAAGCAGAGCUGGCCCCCCAGAAAACUGCCAAGAAGACCAAGGCUGUCCUGGCCAAAGUGACCCUCCUGGAUGGCACCGAGUACAGCUGUGACCUGGAGAAACGUGCUAAGGGACAAGUGUUGUUUGACAGAGUGUGUGAGCACCUCAAUCUCCUGGAGAAGGACUACUUUGGACUUCUGUUUCAGGAAAAUGCUGAGCAGAAAAACUGGCUAGAUCCAGCAAAAGAAAUAAAGAGACAGCUGAGAAACCUUCCCUGGCUGUUCACUUUUAAUGUGAAAUUUUAUCCUCCGGAUCCUUCUCAAUUGACUGAAGAUAUCACCAGAUAUUUCCUGUGCCUUCAACUGCGGCAGGACAUUGCCUCUGGCCGCCUGCCCUGUUCCUUUGUCACUCAUGCCCUUUUGGGAUCCUACACAUUGCAGGCUGAACAUGGAGACUAUGACCCAGAAGACUGUGACAGUAUGGAUCUUAGUGACUUCCAGUUCGCCCCAUCCCAGACCAAGGAGCUGGAAGAAAAGGUGGCAGAGCUGCAUAAAACUCACAGAGGCUUAUCUCCAGCACAAGCUGAUUCUCAGUUCUUAGAAAAUGCAAAGAGGCUUUCCAUGUACGGUGUUGACCUGCAUCAUGCCAAGGACUCUGAAGGUGUGGACAUCAAGCUGGGUGUGUGUGCUAAUGGCCUUCUCAUUUACAAAGACAGACUGAGAAUCAAUCGUUUUGCUUGGCCGAAGAUCCUGAAAAUUUCCUAUAAGCGCAGUAAUUUCUACAUUAAGGUUAGACCAGCAGAGCUGGAGCAGUUUGAGAGCACCAUUGGAUUCAAAUUGCCAAACCACCGGGCAGCUAAAAGGCUGUGGAAAGUAUGUGUGGAGCAUCACACUUUCUACAGGCUUGUGUCUCCAGAGCAGCCACCAAAGGCCAAGUUCUUGACCUUGGGGUCCAAAUUCCGCUACAGUGGACGCACCCAGGCACAGACCCGCCAAGCAAGCACCCUCAUAGAUAGGCCAGCACCACACUUUGAGCGUGCCUCUAGUAAACGUGUCUCAAGGAGCCUAGAUGGAGCUCUGAUUGAUGUUGUGGACCAAAGUCUUCUGAAGGAUUUUCCUGGCCCUCCGGGAGAGGGUUCAGCACUUGGCCCUGGAGCUGCCAGCUAUACCACCAUUCAAGAUGGGGAUAGCCGGAGGGAUGUCAGAAGCCCCACAAAAGCCACACCUCUGCCCGCUGAAGGAAAGACUGUGUGCAUGUGCCCUCCGUCACCUCUCAUUUGCUGUACUUCAUCUUUUUCCCCACACCUCCUGCCAGUCCCGGAAGUGGACUUGCUGUCAGACAUUUCAGAGGAAGACCCUUCUGGGGAGGCUGAUGAGACCACACUAGAUAGCUUUGAGCUGCUUUCCACAGGUGGAGCAUCAGAGCAGGGUGACCCUGAGGUGGCCACAUUGGAUUCUGUCUUAGAUCCUGCUGUAGCCCCUCCUCAAACUGAUUGUCCUUUCAUCCACGAGAAGACUCUCAAAUCAGCUGACCCAAAGGAUUCUGAAUUUGGUUACUUUUCACUUAACUUUUACAAAUACUUUGCCUCUGGCUUGCCUUCCCUUCUUGAUGAAGAUGGAUACCUUGCCUUCCCCAGCCUCCCCAAGAUCUGGGUUUCCUUCCUCCCUCCUGACGUUCAGCAUUACAUCCCCAUCACAUCCCCUUCAUUCAUUCCUUCACUUAUCCUCAUCUUCGGGCUGCUUCUCUCAGCUUCUCAGUCAGUUUCUUUUUCUCUUACCUUUUCACUUCCUCUGGCACUAGCCCUCUGCUAUCUGGAGGGGAAAGCCACUGCCUUUCACGUUUUUUAUGACUGUGAUUUGAAUGACAGACCAGAGGAAGAGGAAGCAGUGGCCAGCAUGCCUUCAUAAGCUGCAGUUUUUGAAGUCCACCCAACCAUUCUUUGUUAUAUCCCCUUUCUAAUAUAGCAUCUAAACCUGUGCAUUAAUUUUACUGACUGUCCUCAAAAUAGUAUGUACACAUUUACACACAUACAUACGUGCAUGAGUGCUAAGUGUAGAUACUCCUCUGCAUCACUAUCCUAGGUCUAGGUACAUACAUUCUAAAUUCAGCACAAACUCACAAGAUUGUUGUAUAAAUAUCUUAAAUCAUGCUAGAUUGUUAAAGGAGUGUGUGAGCUGGGAAUCUGUACUAUCCUUAAGUAUUCAUCUUGGCUCUGUUUUGAAGAUAAAUGUUAGCGCUGUUCCUUAAGCAUGGGAACUUUAUGUUUUGAAACAAAACUUAGAAUGUUUCGGACAUAAUUGUAAUUGACAUGUAUCAGUAGAACUUAAUAUUAUUAAUCUUGAUCAAAACCCAGGCUUGUAUUUGCACUUAGGAGCCUGAGUCUGUAAACGACACUCCUAAUCUCAGAAACUCCAUGAUGUACUUUUAGCAUUCGGGGACCAGAGAGAUGAAUUUAGUGUUGUAUUCUUUCUUCUACCCUGAGUCAUGCAAUUAUAUAAGAGUCAUUGUAAGCUAUUUUAUAAGAAAAAUGAUUGUGUAUUAUUUAACAAAUAUGUAUGAAAAAUGAAACAUGGCUGAGAGAAUAGAGUGUAUAUGAAGGGUUAGCCUUUUUCACUUUUUUAUUUAAAAUGAGGUGUCUGAGACUUUCUGUCUGUGUAAGAGCUAUUUUGAAGUGUUCUACCUCUACACUGCCAGAAAGUCGAUCUUAACAUGUGCAGUGUGUUUUUAAUGAUUUUGCUCAAGGUGGUCUGGUGACUAAGUGUCUUGUAUCUUAGGGAUUCUAUCAACACAGAUUAAAUCACAGAAUUCAGAGCAAACACAAAGAAAAAUACUAGAAAUGGAUUGAGUGUGCAUUGUAGGAGAAGCUGUAAUUCUUUACAUUUACUUGAGAAAUACCAAAGAUCAACCUUUUCGUGAAUUAAAUGUUGACCAGGAAAUUGGAGGCUGAUUCUUCACAGAGCUGUGUCACAUUUUUCACCUCUGAUACAACUGGUGGGGUGGUGGUGCUCUCAGGGCCCAUUACCUCUCACACAUACCACUGAAUGGCUACAGACAGGCCAGCCUGUGGGUGGAUUAUCCUGGAUAAUCCUUUCGGCUGGCCAAUGUUUUUGUUUUUACACACUAGUUAGUUUCCUGCUGUCAACCUUUACUUAGUGUUUCUUAGUCUUAAGCCUUCAAGUUAAUUCUUUGGGGUCAUUAAAUAUUGGGAAAUGUCCAACUGCAGCGUACUAUUGUAUAAAAAUUUUUAUGGAAAAACUGUAUAUUUUAAAGAUUAUUUGCGAAUACUCAUUUUAAUAUGAAAAAAA